This is a messenger RNA of Salmo salar (Atlantic salmon), 1900 nucleotides long. RefSeq names its product CMP-sialic acid transporter. Gene Ontology annotation, molecular function: pyrimidine nucleotide-sugar transmembrane transporter activity. The record is from RefSeq and is a predicted model, not a curated record. Lineage: Eukaryota; Metazoa; Chordata; Actinopteri; Salmoniformes; Salmonidae. Gene Ontology annotation, biological process: pyrimidine nucleotide-sugar transmembrane transport. Gene Ontology annotation, cellular component: Golgi membrane.
UAACACUUCCGCACAAGUACUUUCCAAUUCCUAAUCUUACCUCAACUACAAGUUUAAACUCCUUUAGCUUUAGUCAAAAAAUCAUAGCGGCUACAAAAGGCGACAUUACAGGUGACAUUUUUUUUACCCGGACUCGAGCAUUAGCGACAGGAAAAGCCUCGAAGAAGAAGCAGCUAGCUUCAGAAAAAGCUAGCGCCAGGAGCAAGAGGACCCGUUCCCCACCGAGGCCCAACGAAUGCCGACCUCGCACUCUGUCGAAGACAUCCUUUCUGAGCUGAGAUCCCAACGUACUGAACUCAACAACGGGAUAUGUCGAGUUGUUUGGGAACUCGGCUGGGGUGUUCAGAGACUUAUUUUAUGUACACCAUUUAUUUUCCUUUUAUGUGAACGCAGCUGUAACUAUUAUCCACCUUUACCCAGAGAUGACUUGCACUAAAGUUCGAUUACUGUUCGAUGACUAGUACCUUAGAUCUAUUGACAUGGAUCUGCUAUGGUCUAGGUCAUGCAAUAAAACGGAAAAAGAUACUAUGUGCUCUAAAAAAGGAAAAAGCAGACAUCGCGCUAUUACAAGAGAGACACCUCUGUGAUGGCGACCAUGCCAAGCUCCGCAGAGCUUGGCUGGGACAGGUGUAUUUCUCAUCUUUCAAAUCAAACAGUAGAGAGCCAGUGAGUGUGAUGUUCAAGGUCUACUGUCUGUCAGUGAUGACACUGGUGGCAGCAACUUACACCGUGGUAUUACGAUACACAAGGACAGUAUCAUCAACAGCUAUGUACUUCUCUACAACAGCAGUAUGCAUCACAGAAGUUAUUAAAUUGUUCUUGAGCCUUGGGAUGUUGACCAAAGAAACGGGCAGCUUUGGCAGGUUAAAAGCAUCCAUAGUUGAACAUGUAUUUUGGAGUCCAAAAGAGCUGCUGAAACUGAGUGUUCCCUCUGUGGUCUAUGCAGUUCAGAAUAACAUGGCCUUUGUUGCCUUGAGCAAUCUUGAUGCAGCUGUGUAUCAGGUGACAUAUCAAUUGAAGAUCCCGUGCACGGCCUUGUGCAUGGUCCUCAUGCUGAACCGCUCUCUCAGCAGGCUGCAGUGGUUCUCAGUCUUUAUGCUGUGUUUGGGCGUCACGCUGGUCCAGUGGAAACCGGCAGAGGCCACUAAAGUCCAGGUGGAACAGAACCCAUUUUUGGGGUUUAUGGCCAUUGCUGUGGCUGUGUUGUGCUCUGGGUUUGCAGGGGUGUACUUUGAGAAGGUCCUAAAGAGCUCAGACACAUCCCUAUGGGUGAGGAACAUCCAGAUGUACCUGUCUGGCAUUGUGGUCACCCUCGCUGGAGUUUACAUGACUGAGGGCGCUCAGGUCGUAGAGAAAGGCUUCUUCUACGGUUACACGCCUUGGGUGUGCUUUGUAGUCUUUUUGGCCAGUGUGGGUGGUCUGUACACGUCAGUGGUGGUGAAGUACACAGACAAUAUCAUGAAAGGCUUCUCUGCUGCAGCCGCCAUCGUUCUCUCUACUGUGGCAUCUGUCACUCUGUUUGGGCUCCAGAUAACUGCUACCUUUGCUUGUGGAGCAAUGCUGGUGUGUGUCUCCAUAUACCUUUACGGACUUCCGAAACAAGACACCACCAAGCUUCCAAGAGCAGACACAGACAAGGAGGCCAGGCAGAAACUGAUCACUGUUUGAAGCCUGGGUCUGGAAUAACAAAGGUUUAUGGUGUUUCCUGACCUCUGUGUUGGAGCUGCCCAUGAGGCUCUCUUUCACACUGCGGUCUACUGUUGUCCCAUAAGAGCGUCGGCAAGGAACUUCAAUAAUAUAGAUUCAUCAUUAUAUCAGUAAUGAUGGAGCGUAAGGGAAGUGUGGCGCUGAGGCAGAAUGUAUGCAUAGAAAAUAAAUACCAUUGGGGUUUUAUUCCUUA